Messenger RNA from Prunus avium (sweet cherry), 1135 nucleotides. Its product is annotated as phosphoserine aminotransferase 1, chloroplastic. The record is from RefSeq and is a predicted model, not a curated record. Gene Ontology annotation, biological process: L-serine biosynthetic process. Gene Ontology annotation, cellular component: chloroplast stroma; cytoplasm. Gene Ontology annotation, molecular function: pyridoxal phosphate binding; O-phospho-L-serine:2-oxoglutarate transaminase activity. NCBI's taxonomy places the organism in Eukaryota, Viridiplantae, Streptophyta, Magnoliopsida, Rosales, Rosaceae.
GAUAAAGUUGAUUACGUGGUUACUGGGUCGUGGGGCGACAAGGCCUUCAAGGAGGCCCAGAAGUAUUCUCAGCCCAAGGUGAUCUGGUCCGGCAAGUCCGAGAAGUACACAAAGAUCCCAGCUUUUGAAGAAUUGGAGCAGAGCCCAGACGCCAAGUAUUUGCAUAUAUGCGCAAAUGAAACCAUCCAUGGGGUUGAGUUCAAGACCUACCCAAAUCCCAAAAAUGGCCUCUUGAUUGCUGAUAUGUCCUCAAAUUUCUGCUCCAAGCCGGUGGAUGUGUCCAAGUUUGGGAUCAUCUAUGCCGGAGCCCAGAAAAACGUGGGCCCAUCCGGAGUGACCGUUGUGAUCAUCAGGAAGGAUCUGAUUGGCAAUGCCCAAGAGAUCACACCUGUGAUGCUGGACUUCAAGAUUCAUGAUGAGAACAAGUCUCUGUACAACACACCACCAUGCUAUGGCAUUUACAUGUGUGGGUUGGUGUUUGAGGACUUGCUGGAGCAGGGUGGUUUGGGUGAGAUUGAGAAGAAGAACAAGAGGAAGGCUGAUCUUUUGUACAACGCCAUUGAUGAGAGCAAAGGGUUUUACAGGUGCCCAGUUGAGAAGUCUGUGAGGUCACUGAUGAAUGUGCCGUUUACUCUCGAGAAGCCGGAGUUGGAAGCUGAGUUUGUGAAGGAGGCAGCGAAAGAGAAGAUGGUUCAGCUCAAGGGGCAUAGGUCAGUGGGAGGGAUGAGGGCUUCAAUUUAUAAUGCCAUGCCUUUGGCUGGGGUUGAGAAGUUGGUUGCUUUCAUGAAGGAUUUCCAGGCAAAGCAUGCUUAAGAUUUAGUAGCAUACAUUACUGGUAGAGUUGUUAGCAUCUUUGGUUUGUUGUGUUUGCUAUAUUUUUGUUGUUGAAUGUGAGUGGACAACAGCAAGAAGUUUGUAUGCAUAUGUUUAUGAAAUUCUUGUCGUGUGGGAUGAAGUUAAUGCCCUAACAAGUUUAGGAAUUUAGGCCAAUAUCCUCUGUUUAAAACUUUGUUGUCAUAAGCUGAGACUGAGAGUAAUGAAUAAUUCAAUUCUGGGCUCUUCUUUCAUAUCAAGUUAAACCUCUCUACUUCUUGAGGCAAUUGUGCUGUAUCCAAGUAAGAAAAACUUUGGGCAA